Molecule: messenger RNA, 492 nt
Organism: Chenopodium quinoa (quinoa)
Lineage: Eukaryota; Viridiplantae; Streptophyta; Magnoliopsida; Caryophyllales; Amaranthaceae
Product: pathogenesis-related leaf protein 6-like
Exons: 1
Coding region: 1-492 (163 amino acids)
Source: RefSeq, a predicted model, not a curated record
AUGAGGUUACUCCAACUUUCAAUUUCAUUACUAUAUACCGCGAUAUUUUUAUUCAAAAGUAAUUUAUGCAUUGACGAAAGUGAUAAAAAAUUCAUCCUUGAGGGCCAUAACAAUGCUCGCGCCCAAGUAGGGGUAGCACCAAUUUCAUGGGACAAUAAGAUUGAAGCCUAUGUUCAAGACUAUGUUGAUAAGGUAAAAUCUGAUUGCAUUGUCAAAGAUGGUGUAAAGAGUCCAUAUGGGAUGAACAUCGCGUCGGGUUAUGAGGCUAGCAUUGGUUGGGCGGUCAUAGGUGAUUGGGUUAGUGAAAAGAACAACUAUAACUACGCUUCAAAUUCAUGUGUCAAAGGUAAAGAAUGCUCUCAUUAUACUCAAUUGGUUUUUCGUAACUCCGUUCGUGUUGGUUGUGGUAAUGUUUCUUGUGGUGCUGGAUGGCCUUACUAUGCUUGUGCUUAUGAUCCUCCGGGAAAUAUCGAAGGACAACGCCCUUAUUAG